CUUUUAUUGAUCACCCCGUAAAGAAUUUGCCUACGCCCAGCCGCACACAUCUUUUCCUGCCCCUGCCCUCUUUCCUCGCCGACCUGCUCCCAAACGACCGGCGCCGGCGAUCACUUGCGCCUCACUCCCUCGUCCGCCAUCGCCUCCGUCGGUAACCCUUGGUCGGUUUCCCCUAAACCCUAAAACCUAAGGUUUAUUUUGUCGAUCGGUAAAUCUAUUUUCUUGGCUACUUCAGUGGUCUAAAUGGUUGUUCUCGGGGAUACGGCGGCAACUGGUUUCUCGCGCCUCCAUGCUUUCUGCGCUAGUACGGGAAGGGAAAGGUCUGGUCUUUUCAGGCAUAAGCACUGCCAACCUAGUAGGUGCCACCUUAUUCGAGGUGGCUUGAAUCGUUGGCAUGGGCAUGGAUUGUCAGUUGGAAGAGUUUUGACGCCAAAGUUCCCGCUAUUGUUGAGUCGAAGAGAUGCUGUUUCGAAAGGCCCACAGGGUUCAUUAGUAGAGGAAUCUGAUGCACUUGGAGUGUACCCAGAAAUCAUACAUUUCUUCCGUCGUCCACUGCUUCAUGACAGUGCUAUUGCAGAGCUGCUGAGGCAGGUCCAAGUAAAGGUUUCAGGUGACAUUGUUGAGAUAAAAACUGAAAUUUGUUUCAACAUAGGUCUUGAUGGUGUGCUGUCAGCGGAGAAACUCGGAACGCUUAAGUGGCUUCUGCAGGAGACAUUUGAGCCUGAGAAUUUUCGGGCAGAGAGCUUUCUUGAAACAGAAGUUGCCAUAGAUGCUGCUACCAUAAUUGUUGAAGUUGGACCUCGCAUGUCCUUUACUACAGCAUGGUCAACUAAUGCUGUAUCAAUUUGUCAAGCAUGUUCCUUAACAGAAGUGACUCGUAUGGAACGGUCAAGAAGAUAUCUUUUGUAUAUUAGGAAAGGAAGCAAGCCACUGGAGGAGCGCCAAAUCAGAGAGUUUGCAUCAAUUGUUCAUGAUAGGAUGACAGAAUGUGUUUAUCCAGUAAAGCUUACUACAUUUCACACUAGUGCUGCUCCUGAUCCGGUUACAGUGAUUCCUGUCAUCGAGAGGGGAAGACAAGCAUUGGAAGAGAUUAAUCUAAAGAUGGGUCUUGCUUUUGAUGAACAAGAUAUUCAAUACUACACCAGGCUCUUUAGAGAUGACAUUAAGAGGAAUCCUACAUCAGUUGAACUAUUUGAUAUUGCACAGUCAAACAGCGAGCAUAGCAGACACUGGUUCUUCAAUGGGAAACUCAUUAUAGAUGGUGAGACAAUGGGCAAAACACUUAUGCAAAUAGUGAAGGGCACUUUAAAGGCAAACCCAAAUAAUUCUGUGAUUGGAUUCAAGGACAACUCAAGUGCCAUCAAGGGGUUCACAGUAUCCCAGUUGCGUCCAGCAUCACCUGGAGUGACAUCUUCCCUUCACAAUAUGAUCCGUGAACUAGAUGUAUUAUUUACUGCAGAGACACAUAAUUUUCCUUGUGCUGUAGCUCCCUACCCUGGAGCAGAAACAGGAGCUGGAGGCCGCAUAAGAGACACACAUGCUACUGGACGGGGAUCUUUUGUUGUAGCUUCGACAGCAGGCUAUUGUGUUGGUAAUCUUCAUAUUGAGGGGGCCUAUGCACCAUGGGAAGACCGAUCUUUCACAUAUCCUUCAAAUUUAGCAUCUCCUUUACAAAUUCUAGUUUCUGCAAGUGACGGAGCAUCUGACUAUGGCAACAAAUUUGGAGAGCCUCUAAUUCAAGGUUACACAAGAACAUUUGGUAUGAGACUUCCAAAUGGCGAACGACGUGAAUGGCUAAAACCUAUAAUGUUUAGUGGAGGUAUUGGACAAAUUGACCAUGCACAUGUAUCAAAGGGAGAGCCAGAAGUUGGAAUGCUCGUUGUCAAGAUUGGAGGUCCAGCUUAUCGAAUUGGAAUGGGAGGUGGUGCUGCUUCAAGCAUGGUCAGUGGGCAAAAUGAUGCGGAACUAGAUUUUAAUGCAGUGCAGCGAGGAGAUGCUGAGAUGGCUCAGAAACUAUAUCGUGUAGUCCGUGCUUGUGUUGAAAUGGGGGAUAAAAAUCCUAUUGUUAGCAUCCAUGAUCAAGGGGCCGGGGGAAAUUGCAAUGUUGUAAAAGAAAUUAUCUAUCCUGAAGGAGCUGAAAUUGAUAUCCGUUCUAUAGUUGUUGGUGAUCAUACCAUGUCAGUUCUAGAGAUUUGGGGUGCAGAAUACCAAGAACAGGAUGCUUUGUUAGUUAAAUCAGAGAGCCGAAGUUUGUUGCAGUCUAUAUGUGAUAGGGAAAGAGUUUCUAUGGCUGUUAUUGGUACGAUCAAUGGUAGUGGGCGAAUUGUGUUAGUAGAUAGCUUGGCUAUUGACCAUUGCAAAACAAAUGGGCUUCCUCCACCACCACCGGUUGAGAAUCUUGAACUUGAAAAGGUGCUUGGAGAUAUGCCACAAAAAAUCUUUGAGUUCAAACGAGUACCUACAAUGGUGGAGCCGUUAGAUAUUGCACCCGCCACUACAUUAAUGGACUGUUUGAAGAGGGUCUUGAAACUACCUUCAGUUUGUUCUAAACGUUUCUUAACAACAAAAGUUGACAGGUGUGUAACAGGACUUGUAGCACAACAACAGACUGUGGGUCCCCUCCAGCUACCACUUUCUGAUGUUGCUGUUAUCGCCCAGUCUUAUACAGAUUUGAGUGGUGGUGCUUGUGCUAUAGGAGAGCAACCACUGAAAGGUUUGUUGAAUCCAAAAGCUAUGGCAAGAUUGACUGUUGGUGAAGCAUUGACCAAUUUAGUUUGGGCAAAGGUUACAUCUCUUGGAGAUGUAAAGGCCAGUGGUAAUUGGAUGUAUGCCGCCAAACUUGAUGGAGAAGGAGCAGCCAUGUAUGAUGCAGCUAUGUCUCUCUCAGAAUCCAUGAUACAACUGGGUAUAGCCAUCGAUGGAGGAAAGGAUAGUCUUUCUAUGGCAGCAAAUGCAGCUGGUGAGGUUGUCAAGGCUCCUGGUAACCUGGUUAUUAGCACAUAUGUAACUUGCCCUGAUAUAACGAAGACUGUAACUCCUGACCUAAAAUUUGGAGAUAAUGGUAUUCUUUUACACAUUGAUUUAGCGAAAGGACAUCGGCGACUGGGUGGUUCUGCACUUGCACAAGCAUUUGACCAAGUUGGCGAUGAGUGCCCUGAUCUUGAUGAUGUACUAUACCUGAAAAAGGUGUUUGAGGCUGUUCAGGAACUCCUGAGUGAGCAAUUAAUUUCUGCUGGUCAUGACAUUAGUGAUGGUGGGAUUAUUGUUUGUAUUCUUGAGAUGGCAUUUGCUGGUAAUUGUGGUGUGCAAUUGAACUUGACUUCCAAGGGCCAUGGCCUUCUUCAAGUGUUAUUUGCUGAAGAGCUCGGUCUUGUUCUUGAGGUCAAUUCAGUAAAUGCUGACAAGGUUAUGCAAAAACUCAAAGCGGUUGGAGUUUCUGGUGAGAUUAUUGGAAAUGUUACUACUACGCCAACUGUAGAAUUGUCUGUCGAUGGAAUCAAACUACUGAAAGAAGAAACAACUUUCCUUAGGGACUUGUGGGAGGAGACAAGUUUUCAACUCGAAGGAUUGCAAAGGCUAGCUUCUUGCGUUGAAUUGGAGAAGGAAGGUCUAAAGCAUAGACAUGCACCUUUGUGGUCAUUGUCGUUCACUCCAAAGUUCACUGAUGAAAAGCUGAUCCUUGCUACUUCAAAACCCAGAGUAGCUAUCAUUCGAGAGGAAGGUAGCAACGGUGAUAGAGAAAUGUCGGCAGCAUUCCAUGCUGCUGGAUUUGAACCUUGGGAUGUAACAAUGUCAGACCUUCUGCAUGGACAAGUCUCUCUGAACAAGUUUCGUGGUGUCGCAUUUGUUGGUGGCUUUAGUUAUGCUGAUGUACUUGAUUCAGCAAAAGGUUGGUCUGCAUCAAUUAGAUUUAACCAGCCUCUACUGCAACAAUUUCAAGAUUUUUACCACCGUCCAGACACGUUUAGCCUAGGUGUAUGCAAUGGGUGUCAGCUCAUGGCCCUUCUUGGAUGGGUGCCGGGCGCUGAUGUGGGAGGAUCCCUUGGUUAUGGUGGAGACAUAUCGCAACCAAGGUUCAUUCACAAUGAAUCCGGCCGCUUUGAAUGUCGCUUUACAAGUGUCCGGAUUGGAAAGUCCCCCGCCAUGAUGUUUGAAGGUAUGGAGGGUAGCACAUUGGGUGUCUGGGCAGCUCAUGGUGAGGGAAGAGCAUACUUCCCUGAUGACGGUGUUCUAGAUCACGUUCUGAAGUCUGACCUGGCUCCUCUACGUUAUUGCGAUGACGACGGCAGCAUAUCAGAGGCUUAUCCUUUCAAUCCAAAUGGAUCUCCACUCGGAAUUGCUGCGAUUUGUUCUCCUGACGGAAGGCACCUUGCCAUGAUGCCGCAUCCUGAAAGGUGCUUUAUGAUGUGGCAGUUCCCAUGGUAUCCGAAGGAAUGGGAUGUCGACAAGAGAGGGCCUAGUCCAUGGCUACAGAUGUUUCAGAAUGCUCGCGAAUGGUGCUCUUGAAAGAGGGCUUGAGCAGAGAUCUCUUCUGUGAGGAUGAUAAUGAGAUAAUGAUAGAGCUUCAUAAUUUAUUGAGAUGCCUCUCUUUAUCUCAGUUUAAUUCGGAUGAUAUAUUUUGAGUACAAUUGUUCGAUGAGACUUCAGCCUUUUCAUGGAACUCUUUCUUCUUAAACUUUCUUUCUCUUGCAAAAAAAAUAAAUAAAUGAUAUGAAAAUUGCAGCUUGAUUGCUGCUGUUGCACUGUCCCACCUAAUUUGAGGUUUGAACCUCAAAUUCUUAACUUGUAGCUAGUUGAGUUGAUCGUUUACUUUUCUGUGUAAUCCUGUGUCUGCAAUUGACCUGUGACACAAAACAGGUUUGAAAUUAAUAAUUUUGGAUGUAAUGUAAAUCCUCA
Zingiber officinale is the source of this 4896-nucleotide messenger RNA. RefSeq names its product probable phosphoribosylformylglycinamidine synthase, chloroplastic/mitochondrial. The coding region runs from base 244 to 4506 and encodes 1420 amino acids. Gene Ontology annotation, biological process: 'de novo' IMP biosynthetic process. Gene Ontology annotation, molecular function: phosphoribosylformylglycinamidine synthase activity. NCBI's taxonomy places the organism in Eukaryota, Viridiplantae, Streptophyta, Magnoliopsida, Zingiberales, Zingiberaceae. The record is from RefSeq and is a predicted model, not a curated record. The transcript has 4 exons.